AUGGGCUAUGGUGUAGCGCAUUCACAGUUAGGUGCCUGCACUGAUCCUCCAAAGAUGAAGAGAAUUUUGUUGCUGGUCGCGAUUUUCGCCUACAAUGACGCAACAGAGGGUGUGGCUCCUCCCUCCACAUGCCGUUACUGGUGCAGGACACCCGAGGGUCAGGCCUACUGCUGUGAGAACAUCAACCAGCCACAGAGUACUGCCGGUGUAGUCAAACCGGGAUUCUGUCCCCCCGUUCGUCCAGUGUGUCCUCUUAGGAGCUUCCAGCCACCAUUCACUUGCUCUAACGACGGCGCUUGCGGAGGCAUCGACAAGUGUUGCUUCGACAGGUGUCUCGGCGAGCACGUGUGCAAGGCUCCUCUGGGAAUUGGGCGAUAGAUAUUCAAGAUUCUGUAGAAAGUCAUCAGUACCUUUAAGAGGUAGGAUGAUUUCUUUGUGAAUAUUAGCCUAUUCGAUUUCGAAACCACGUGUAAAAAUAACGUAUAUAUCUUAUUAAAAAUUGUUUUAAAAAA
Messenger RNA from Penaeus vannamei (Pacific white shrimp), 512 nucleotides. The record is from RefSeq and is a predicted model, not a curated record. NCBI's taxonomy places the organism in Eukaryota, Metazoa, Arthropoda, Malacostraca, Decapoda, Penaeidae.